Hyaloperonospora brassicae is the source of this 3699-nucleotide messenger RNA. The record is from the annotation of a GenBank genome assembly. Lineage: Eukaryota; Oomycota; Peronosporomycetes; Peronosporales; Peronosporaceae.
AUGGACUUGGAAGGCUUCACGUCGCGCGCGUGGCUCAGCCACUGGGUCUCGGGCGAAGACGAGCCCGUGAACAACUACUACGAAGACCACAAGCUCAUGGAGGGCGCGCUCAUUAAGCUCGGCGACUACGCGCACUUCCGCUACUUUCUGCUGUUCCGCAACGGGCGCUUCUGCUACUACGAGCUGCCCAUGCCCGCCGCAGCGCCAGGAGGCGGAGGACCGGAAGGGCCCAAGCGCGUGCACCUCACGAUCACGUCCAAGCACCUGCGGGGGGUCAUGAUGCUCAACGCGUCGGUGAACGCCAAGGAUCUGGCCAAGAGCGAAGACGAGUACGACGCCGACCUCGUUAAGCGCGGGCUCGUGUUCAACCGCAAGAAGCUCGAGAUGCAGCUCAGCGGCUACUCGCCCACGGGGCAACUCAUGUGCUGGAAACUACGGGCGGGGAAAGACGCCGUGUACGUCAAGUGGGAGCGUGCGUUUCGAUUGGCACUGCGGCCCAUUUGGGUUCAGAAUUCCAAGUGCUGUAUGGUCUGCAAGAAGGAGUUUGGCUUUUUCAUCCGGCCGCAUCACUGCCGCAAGUGCGGCACGUGCAUGUGCGACGAGUGCUCGGUGUUUGUCCCGCGACUGCCGAUGCAGGGGUACUAUGAAGAAGUUCGAAUCUGCAGGGACUGUUCGCCUGUCAAGAUCCAGCGAUCGGCGCUGAAGUUAGGCACGCUUGUACUAGUGUAUGGGAUUUUGGUUGGCCGAGUCGUGCAGGUCGAUGCCGCCGAUGACUCUGCGGACGGACGUGCGUUCGUGAAUGUGGAGCUUGUCAAAAAAGGCAACCAGCUCCAGCGAUUUCCACUAGAGCGCGUUGAGCUGUACUCGGAUGCAGUGUUGUCAGCCAACCGUAUCAAGAAUGCCAUCCGGCAGCACCUCUCGUACGCUGUCUUUCGUACGCAGCUCAAUUUCAACACAUGGAAUCUGCUGGAAACCGUGCAAGAACAGCGCACGGUGCAGAUGGUACGGAUACUCAAUAAGUCGACGAGUGUCAACGAACUUCACUCGAUGGUGCCGAUGCUCGGCACGCUGGACAUGAUGCAGUUCCCUGACGAUGACGUUUCGGAAGAGAGUCGUGUGAAAAAGUCGCUCUCGCAUUAUCGAGGUGUCCACGUCUCGUUUCCGCUGCGCCUUGAUACGGCAAAGAGGCUGAUCAAUCAGUUUCGCAAUGGCAUAUUGCUGCAUCGCGUUUUCGUGCGGCAGAUCCUGGAUGAAUCCGAACGCUUGUUUCGGACCGUGCACCAGUCACCUAUGAAUGAGAUCGAGAUACCGAUGGGUGUGCAGCUGGUCGUAGUAGGCGAUUUGCAUGGACAGUUGGAAGACCUGCUCACAAUCUUGGACAAGAACGGUAUACCAAGCAGCAAGACAUGGUACCUGUUCAACGGCGACUUUGUCGACCGUGGAUCGCACGGAGUCGAAGUCAUCUUGCUUUUGCUGAUUUUCAAGCUACUGUACCCCAACUUCGUCUUCUUGAAUCGCGGAAACCACGAGGAACAAAUGAUCAAUGAGGCUUUCGGAUUCGAAGAUGAGGUGCACAUGAAGUACGGUACUGACAACGAUGAAGUCGCGGGAUGGUCCGGUCCAGGCACAUCACUCAACUACUCGCCGAUGAAGCUCUUUCAUAUGUUUGAGACAGUGUUUGACUUGUUCCCGAUCUUCGCACUGCUGAACAAGCGCAUCUUUAUUGUGCAUGGCGGGCUAAGCAACCACGAAAACGUCACGAUCGAUGAGCUGCUUCAGCUCGACUACAGGCGCAAUAUUCCGACACAGGGCACAAGCCGUGCGGACGAGAUCUUUACGCAUUUGAUGUGGAGUGAUCCAGGUGGCGAAGACGGGUGGAGACCGUCAAGUCGAGGAGCUGGUGUCGAAUUCGGUCCCGAUAUCACGAAAGCGUUUUGCGCGCAGAAUGGAUUGAGUCUCAUCAUCCGGUCGCACGAGUGUCGAGCAGAAGGAUUUGACAUCGUCCACGACGGUCUACUUCUGACUGUGUUUUCAGCAUCGAGCUACUGCGGUUCUCAGACCAACAAGGGUGCUUACGUUCAGCUGGAAUUGGGAGAGGACGGUGAAAUCGAGCCUCACGUGGUGCAAUACUCUUCGCAGCCGCUUCAGCAGCUGAGAGAUGCAGGGCGAAACGAGUGGCGUAAAAAAGCGCAGCGAUUGGAGCGGAGAACGUUGAUGUCUUUUGUCGAGAUCAUUUGCGAAAAGAAGAAUGCGCUGCUCGCUGCUUUCAACGAGCUCGACGCGACUGGUUCUGGGCGCGUGACGAAACUCGAGUGGAAAGCAACUUUGCAGAAGGUCAUGGGUAUCCAAGCAAGCUUUCUGUCGUAUUUCCAUCAACUGGCGGAAGAAGAUAAACAAGGCGGCGUCGAUUACCAGAAAUUCCUCAAUCGCUACACUGUUGAGCUUGAUGGCGGCAACAUAGAGUGGAGGCGCAACUUGAUCCGCAAGGUCUGGAUGGGCUUUUGCCAAGCGCUUCCCCAUCCGUUUGCUGAAAAGACGACGCUGCAAGACAAGCUUCACUUUGCUUUUAACCUAUUCCAGUCGCCUGGGACUGCCAACCAGGAACUCACGGCAAGGUUCAACUCGAAGGCGGAUGAAGUCGGCUUACCUGGUAGUCCAUUCUCGCAUGGCGACAGACCAAAGGAGAGCCACGCGCACAAUAACCUGGUCACGUACGACGUGUUCCGGAACACCAUCCAGGGCGCGUUGCAGCUCAACGACACCCUUUCCGAGCAGCAGAUAUUCGAGCUCAUGCAACACCUCGACCAGAACUGUGACGGUGUGAUUGACUACCACGAGUUUUGCUCGUUCUUUGCCGAGUUCAGUCGUGCCGACUAUUUGCAGGAAAUUUUCGAGGUGGAUGACACGAACGCUAUCUUUCUCCUAAACCGCUGCGCCACACUAUUGCAGAGAUCAAACCAGUUUGCAUCGUUGCAGGAUGCAUUCGAAGCAUUCGAUCACAGCAAAACGGGCAAACUGACGGUAGACGAUAUCCUAAAGGGAACGCAGGAGCUGGGCAUGGUACCGGAGCUGGACAAGGACGAAGCACAGCUACUGUUCAACUCGAUCAUGCUCAGCUACUACGGCAUCAACGAGCGUCGUCAGUGGGACAAGCGGGGACUGAACUGGACCGUGUUUGAGGACACGUUUUCGCCCGACAGUACGUUCCAGCGCCGUCUGUGGUUGACAACGCUUGGUGCGUCAAACACCAACUUGGCUGGGCUGGACGGUCGAGAUUCCAUGUCCUGGGACGACGAGCCGCCCGCGCAAGACGAGCAGCAGCCGUCGACAUGGGCCGAUACGUUUGUUGACGGCGUCAAGCAGUCGCUGCACGAGCAGCGGCUGUACAUUAAGUUCCUGUUCCGCAUCUUGGACCGCAAGCGGCACGGCUAUGUGACAAAGCAGCAGUUCAUUGCGACGAUGCAGGCGGUCAACGAGGAGCACGGGGCGCCUUUGAAACUGGUGCAGCUCGAGCAACUGGCGGACGCGUUUGCGUGCCGCAAGACGGUGCGGCGCAUGUCCAAUGCUGGCGACGACAGAGAAGAGACGCGCACGUUCGUCUCGUAUCCCGAGUUUCUUCGCAGCUUGCGCAUCAUUGACGCGGGACCGUCAGAGGCGCACGACCAUGUCGCUGCACAGGACGAGCGUGUCGCACGUUGA